CUUAUGGUUUUGUCAGCCUUUCCGCUAAAUACGGCAUCAAUAUUAGGUCAUGUGUACCUGACGUUCUCUUGAGCGCAACAUGGGUUGUUACUGACAGCUGGAAGGUAACGUCAUGUGGAACACGUAAGCAGGAAGCUAGAGAUCUAGUAUUGAAGCGAGUGAAUUCUGAUAUAACUCAACUUUGUUAGAGGGCUUUUUUUAAAAAAAAGUUGAUCCACAGUGCAUCAGAGCAAGUUACUACUUUACUUUUGAGUGACUUACAGGUGCUUGCCUGCAUUGCAAUAAAGGACUCAUAUAUUGAGCAAGACUUAUUUAUCUCUUCGUUUUGGAGAGUCUAAUAAACUGUUAUUACAGUUUCUGUACUGACUUUCAAAGUUUUGAAGUCUAAAAAGACAUCUUUAAAAAUAAAAACAUGAGCACGGCCAGAACAGAGAACCCUGUUAUAAUGGGUCUAUCCAGUCAGAAUGGGCAGUUGAGAGGCCCUGUAAAACCCAGUGGGGGCCCAGGAGGUGGAGGCACACAAACUCAGCAACAGAUGAACCAGCUGAAAAAUGCCAACACAAUCAAUAACGGCACUCAACAGCAAGCACAGAGCAUGACCACCGCUAUUAAACCUGGUGAUGACUGGAAGAAGACUUUAAAACUCCCUCCAAAGGAUUUGAGAAUCAAAACUUCGGAUGUGACCUCCACAAAAGGAAACGAGUUUGAAGAUUACUGUUUGAAACGGGAGUUGCUGAUGGGAAUUUUUGAAAUGGGCUGGGAAAAACCAUCUCCUAUUCAGGAGGAGAGCAUCCCCAUUGCUUUAUCUGGUAGGGAUAUCUUGGCUAGAGCGAAAAAUGGAACAGGCAAGAGUGGAGCCUACCUCAUUCCUUUACUUGAACGGCUAGACCUAAAGAAGGACAAUAUACAAGCAAUGGUGAUCGUUCCCACCCGUGAACUAGCCCUGCAGGUCAGUCAAAUCUGUAUCCAAGUCAGCAAACACAUGGGAGGUGCCAAAGUGAUGGCAACAACAGGAGGAACCAAUUUGCGAGAUGACAUAAUGAGGCUUGAUGAUACAGUGCAUGUGGUGAUAGCUACCCCUGGGAGAAUUCUCGAUCUCAUCAAGAAAGGAGUAGCAAAAGUCGAGCAUGUCCAGAUGAUAGUAUUGGAUGAGGCAGAUAAGUUGCUGUCUCAAGAUUUUGUUCAAAUAAUGGAAGACAUUAUUCUCACGCUACCUAAAAACAGACAGAUUUUGCUCUACUCCGCCACUUUCCCUUUGAGUGUACAGAAGUUCAUGAAUUCCCACUUGCAGAAACCCUACGAGAUUAAUCUGAUGGAGGAGCUGACCUUGAAGGGAGUUACCCAGUACUACGCCUAUGUAACCGAGCGUCAGAAAGUACACUGCCUCAAUACGCUGUUCUCCAGGCUCCAGAUUAACCAGUCGAUCAUUUUCUGCAACUCCUCUCAACGGGUUGAAUUGCUAGCCAAAAAGAUCUCCCAGCUGGGCUAUUCCUGCUUCUAUAUCCAUGCUAAAAUGAGGCAGGAGCACCGCAAUCGUGUGUUCCACGAUUUCCGAAAUGGCUUAUGCCGCAAUCUUGUUUGCACUGAUCUGUUUACCCGAGGUAUUGAUAUCCAAGCUGUGAAUGUGGUGAUAAACUUUGAUUUCCCAAAGCUGGCAGAGACUUAUCUCCAUCGUAUUGGCCGAUCAGGUCGCUUUGGUCAUCUUGGCCUGGCCAUCAACUUGAUCACCUACGAUGAUCGAUUCAACCUGAAAAGUAUUGAGGAGCAGUUGGGAACUGAAAUUAAACCCAUACCAAGCAACAUUGACAAGAGCCUGUAUGUGGCAGAAUACCACAGUGAACCUGUAGAAGAUGAGAAGCAGUAAACGUGCUUUGAUUACACAUGCCAGAAGGUGAAGCCCUUUGAUCCAGAUCUGUGACACAUUGUUUCCUUGGGGAUACCCUUCUCUUUGUGGGUUUUUCUUCGUCUUUUCAUUUCGGAACUAUGAAGACUAAAGAGCUCGGCCUUUUUUUUCUUUUUAAAUUUGGCAGUAAGGAAGAAAGAAGAUAAAAAGGAGGAAUGUCUUUUUGUUUUUCCACUUGUUUGCACUGUGUGCUGAUUGAACAUUAGUUGCACUAACUGCUGGUUUUAAAUUUUUUUUUCUUUGGGUGGGAGGGGCAGCAAGGGAAGAAGAGAAACCCUGAAAAGAGAAGAAUCUUGAUGAACACGAGCUUGUCUGCGAUUUCAAAUUCUUCAACCAUCGACUGAGUGCAUUUCAACUUCUCCCUGGUUACUCAUCUGUUUUUAAGCUAAAGAGCUUGUUACUUAUUCGUGCAAAGUGCCUUAUGCUAUGAGACCAUUCAGAAUAUCACCUUUCCGACAGCCCAAGGAAUCGACAGCCGUUUUUGGUUUCAGGUCAAAGUUCCCCUCUCUUCCCCCUCUCCUCCUCCCCGAGUACUCAAGCCCAGGGCUGGGAGGUGAAACGUAUUGGUAAUACUACUUUUUUUCUUCAACUUUUUUUUUUUUUUCGUUUUGUUUUAUUUGGAGGAGUUGAUAUGCAUCUGCAGUUCACCCACACUGUAAAUACCUGUAUUUAAAAUGAAACCAACUUAAAAUCUGGGCUGAUUAGGUGCAGCAUCGUAGCUCCAGAAGGAAAGAGUAGCCUGUCAUUCUUUGCAGGAGCCAUAAGAAAAGCCCUAUGCUCUAGCAGAACACUAAAGACUGGUUUCCAUAAGAGUCUCCAUUAGUAGUUACAGCACUUGAUAUGUAGACUUGUUUCAGAGCCAUGGCCCUCUUUCCUCUGGUGCAGUGUGUCCCAUAGAAAAUCAGAUGUGUAUAUUGUACAAACUUUGUAAAUAUGAUUUUUUUUUUUUUUUUUUUUUUUCUCCUGUUUGGGGUCAUAUAUAGCUUUUUCUUUUGUGAUGAAGGUUGCUGGGGUUAAAGGGAUUAGACUGAUUAUGGGAGCAGCUAAAGAUGAGAGGGGCUCAGUUUCCUGCAACGCUAACCGAGGAGAAGUGCUCUGACCUCCGUGAAGAGCAGGCCUCUACAAGCAGCCCUUGUCGGGGUGGGUUUGCUCUGGCGCUAGCGACACUGUCCUGUACCGCUCGUACGGAAGAGAUCGCUUGUGGGGCCGCAGGGCCUCCGAAUCUGUAGCUCGGCCUGUUGGGAGAUGCUCUUCGAUUUCCCCCUUAGAAACUUCAGGAACUUGACAAGCUCUGAAGGGGGCCGUGACCUGUGUUCCACCGUGGCGUGAGGGAAAUCGAGUGGGUGUCAGUGUUGCUGAGCAGUAUGUGCGUAAGGUGUGGAUUUGGCUUUGAGAGAAACCACGGAAAACCAAUUUACAUGCAUCAACUGACAGUUCUGGAGCUCUGCGGGAUCGAGUUACUUCCUGCAGCAUUGUGCGUUUUCUGCCCAGAGCGGCCUCUAUACAGACUUGGGAGCAGGCAGGGGCAAAGCAAGCUGCAGAAAGCUGCCUGCCGUCUCCUGUUUUGGCAUGAACUGCUGUCUGUCAUUUUGCAUUGUAUAUUGCUGAAAAGCGCUUUCCGGUCAAGUGGUGUUGCUUGAAAUUGUGCCCCUCCCAACAUGCUUGAUGUUUGGCCUGAUCUACAGGCAAAAGGAGUGAGACAAAUCAAAAACCGUACUCUUUUUAAAAAUUCCCUUUUAGCCUGUUCACCAACACUGUCAGGAGGCACCUGGACGAACGCAGUCCCCUUUGCUCCGUCGUUUUAUUGCGUAUACAGAUGCUGCACUCACACCACGCUUGCUUACCUUUGAGGCAGGAAUUAAUUGUCUUAAUUUCUCCCCGUUUGGACCCUUUCUCUUCUUUCAAAUUCGAGUACAAAUGUUUGGAAGUCCAGGGCGGACUUACCCGUCCGUUUCCGUGAGGAUCAUAAGUAGAAGCCAGGUGCCUCCUGACAGCAACUUUACAAGAUGGAAAGGGGUUUGUGUUUGGGAUUUUUUUUUUUUUUUUUUUUUUUUCCUUUUGUCAGCAGUGACUCCGUAAUUGUAGCAAAUGCUGCACUAGAGUACAAACUCAAGAGCUUGGUCACAGACACUCUGUGAGCCACACAGCUUACAUCUGACUGGCAGGUACUAAAUGUAAACAAUUUUGGGGUGCUUCUUGGGGGCGGGGGGUGGGAGUCUGUGGGUGGUAACUUUGACCAAAAGUAAAAUCUUGCUCUUGUACUGCAGCCAGCUUACGAUUUUCCAGAGACAGACGAGGGAUCAUUUUAGUGCAACGAAGACAUGAAAAAUGUAAAUAAAAGUUUUGUAUCUUACCAGGGCAUGCACAUGUAAUGAGAACAGGAUAGCAAUGUCGAGUCAGACGUGUGUGCUCUGCUUGGAUUUGUGGUAGGUUAGCCUUGUGCCAUGCGUUGAUGGUCCCUCCUGAAGCACAGAACUUUUGAAAGUAUUACUUUAAACUUGGCCUCUAGUUGAGGAUUGGCACUUAACCUAAACUAUCGGGGGCACCGUUUGUAGGUGGCUUCUUGUCGAGAAGGAAGCAGCCUAUUUUUGGUGCUAGUAGGCUAUCUCUAACAGAUGCGAUCAUGCAAAUGGAAAGAUGCUCCAAAGGACUAGGAUAAUCCUAGUGUUUUUGUUUGGGGGGGUUGUUUUGUUUUGUUUUGUUUUGUUUGUUUGUUGUUUUUUUUUUGUUUUUUUUUUUUCUUUUUUUAAUUAUUUUGGGGCGGGGGUUUUUUUGUCCUUGUUUUCCCUACCCAGGAGCGAGGAGCAUGUAUAAAUCUCGGCUUCCCGAGAUUCCUUGCAAGCUCCUGCUUUUGCUGGUCACGUACCAGCCCUUGCAUUUCUGCGUCAGCUGGAGCCUUCAGUCAUGAGCCCUAGGUCAAAUACUUCCUCUGAUGACCGAGAAUCUGACAUAUGCUGCACUUUUCCCCUCGGAAGUAUAAAAGUGUCGCUCCGUCAUUCGGAUGAAAUGGAGCUUCACAGCUGGGUGAAGCGGCUGGGAAGGCGGUGACGGGAGUCUUCGGCCAGCUUACUCGGGAGAAACCGUAGGCUGGUCUCUGGGUGGGCGCCGUCGGGGGGUGCGCUACAGUUGCUGGAGGGCUUUUCCCCAAGGGAGGGGGGUGGGCUGGUCUCAAAUAAGAGUUUCAAAUUCCAGAAUGAGAUGGGAGCAUCUUUCCUUUGCCCUCUGUGACGUUCUUUAUGGGUAAGAACAGGGAAGCUCAACAUGAAUUCAUGUUGUGUACACGUUGGUAUCAAAUCAUCUCAUUCUGAUCUUUUGUUCUUUAUUUUUACUUGGGAUGGGGGAGGGUGUCUGCUCCGAGAAUUUAAAAAUGCUUCGCACACUCACGUUUGGUUUUUGUCAGAUGGCUGAUAGGACACAAACCCGAGCAGAUGGCUGUCCUGCCUCGGUUUCUGUUCUAGUGGUUACGGAGAUGCCGUGCCACGUCUCCCGAGCCGCCGUUGCGGUGGUUCUCGUCCCGGGGCUGGACUUGGUCAUGCUGCUGGGGCCGAGCAGCUGUUGCUCUCGGAGGACGAAGUGACUUUCGUUCCCGGGAACUCCAGCGGUACGGCCGCCACCGUGAAGGCUGGGCAACGGUAGUCUCUGCGGGGAGUUUUCCCGUUUGCUGUGAACUGCUGGUCCAUCUUUUGGGAAUCGCAGUUUCGCUUCACAGUAAACCAGGUCUCCGGACCAGAGAGCACGCAUCCGAUCUUCGAAGUGAGGCCUUGGCAGAUUAUCCUAGAGGUUUUGCUCUGUUCACCGUUGCGUUGUUAAAAGGUCCCUGUGUGGAAGCAUUGUUAAAUUCUGCUGUAGACAACUUAGGGACGGGUAAGGAGGGGUGGGGGGAGGGAUGGGUUUAUUAAGAUACGGCCUUGCUGUAUUUUAACCAAUAAUAACGGGGAAGGGGUGUCAGGAGAAGAAAAUAGUCACUGUUCCCUUUAUUGAAAGAAACUGGAACUUUUAUUUCAAGAAAAGAAAUUAUUUGACAUUGGGGUGGAAUAUCAAUCCACCGGUCCCUAGUCAAGACGUUGGUGUUCCUACUGUUAACCAGCAAACAACAUGGACUAGUUCUUGAAAACAUUCAGGGGAGGGAGGGGAAAAUUGGCUUUCUGUUCAAUUGGUAACUGGCAAACUCCAGUGGAGCUCAGAUUUUGUUGAGAAUGUAUUCUUUCUGGCUGUAUGUGCGUUGUGGCGCUGACUUGUGAAGAGCUUCACGAGUGCGCAAAAGAUGAAUGGUAAAACCCUGAUUUUGUUGAUUAAACUCAAUAAAAGCUCCCUGGAACUCCGA
Messenger RNA from Tyto alba (common barn owl), 6227 nucleotides. It is a transcript of the gene DDX6, whose product is annotated as DEAD-box helicase 6. Lineage: Eukaryota; Metazoa; Chordata; Aves; Strigiformes; Tytonidae. Gene Ontology annotation, biological process: cytoplasmic stress granule assembly; P-body assembly. Bases 413 to 1864 code for a protein of 483 amino acids. The record is from RefSeq and is a predicted model, not a curated record. Gene Ontology annotation, molecular function: ATP binding; mRNA binding; RNA helicase activity. Gene Ontology annotation, cellular component: P-body; cytoplasmic stress granule. The transcript has 14 exons.